Molecule: messenger RNA, 274 nt
Organism: Mya arenaria
Lineage: Eukaryota; Metazoa; Mollusca; Bivalvia; Myida; Myidae
Product: xanthine dehydrogenase/oxidase-like
Exons: 3
Coding region: 23-274 (83 amino acids)
Molecular function (GO): 2 iron, 2 sulfur cluster binding; iron ion binding; oxidoreductase activity
Source: RefSeq, a predicted model, not a curated record
UAGCUUUGUUCAGAAAGGAGCGAUGUAUGGACAGUAUGUGAAGGACUCUACUAGGAUGACGACCAAGAGAGAUUCGCUCGUGUUUUUCGUCAAUGGACAAAAGGUGACGGACCCAGCGCCCGACCCCACCGAGACCCUGUUGGCCUACUUAAGGCGGAAACUCAGCCUACCCGGAACAAAGGAGGGAUGUGGAGUCGGCGGCUGUGGUGCCUGCACUGUGAUGAUCUCAUCUUAUGACGUCACGAGCAAACGAAUAAAGUAUCCUUUUGUGUGA